CCUCCUGCUCGCGUCGCCGCGGCCGGGCGCCGGAGUAAUAUGCUCACUCGAGUGAAAUCUGCCGUGGCCAAUUUCAUGGGCGGCAUCAUGGCUGGCAGCUCCGGCUCCGAGCACGGCGGUGGCGGCUGCGGAGGCUCCGACCUGCCGCUGCGUUUCCCCUACGGGCGGCCCGAGUUCCUCGGGCUGUCACCGGACGAGGUGGAGUGCAGCGCCGACCACAUCGCCCGGCCCAUCCUCAUCCUCAAGGAGACGCGGAGGCUGCCCUGGGCCACCGGCUACGCAGAGGUCAUCAAUGCUGGGAAAAGUACACACAAUGAAGACCAAGCCAGCUGUGAGGUGCUCACUGUAAAGAAGAAGGCCGGGGCUAUUACCUCAACUCCAAACAGGAACUCCAAGAGACGGUCCUCCCUUCCCAACGGGGAAGGGCUUCAGCUAAAGGAGAACUCAGAAUCCGAGGGUGUGUCUUGCCACUACUGGUCCCUGUUCGACGGCCACGCGGGGUCCGGGGCGGCCGUGGUGGCGUCGCGCCUACUGCAGCAGCACCUCACCGAGCAGCUGCAGGACAUCGUGGAGAUCCUGAGGAACUCGGCCGUGCUGCCCCCGACCUGCCUGGGGGAGGAGCCCGAGGGCGCGCCCCCCAGCAGCAGGACUCUGACCCGAGCAGCCUCCCUGCGCGGAGGGGCAGGCGCCCCGGGGUCCCCCGGCACCCCUGCCACGCGCUUCUUCACCGAGAAGAAGAUUCCCCACGAGUGCCUGGUGAUCGGGGCUCUGGAGAGCGCCUUCAAGGAGAUGGAUCUACAAAUAGAACGAGAGAGGAAUUCAUAUAAUAUCUCUGGUGGCUGCACCGCCCUCAUUGUGGUGUGUCUUUUGGGGAAGCUCUAUGUGGCAAAUGCUGGAGACAGCAGGGCCAUAAUCAUCAGGAAUGGAGAGAUCAUCCCCAUGUCCUCAGAAUUCACCCCUGAAACUGAACGCCAGCGACUUCAGUACCUGGCAUUCAUGCAGCCUCACUUACUGGGAAAUGAGUUCACACAUUUGGAGUUUCCAAGGCGAGUACAGAGAAAGGAGCUUGGAAAGAAGAUGCUCUACAGGGACUUUAAUAUGACAGGCUGGGCAUACAAAACCAUUGAGGACGAUGACUUGAAGUUUCCCCUUAUAUAUGGAGAAGGCAAGAAGGUGAGAGUCUAUGAUCUCACCAAAUAUGAUCAUGGAGCAGAUGAUGUACUGAUACUGGCCACUGAUGGACUCUGGGAUGUUUUAUCAAAUGAAGAAGUAGCAGAAGCAAUCACUCAGUUUCUUCCUAACUGUGAUCCAGAUGACCCUCACAGGUACACAUUGGCAGCUCAGGACCUGGUGAUGCGCGCCCGCGGCGUCCUGAAGGACAGAGGAUGGCGAAUAUCAAAUGACCGGCUGGGCUCAGGAGAUGACAUUUCUGUCUACGUCAUUCCUUUAAUACAUGGAAACAAACUAUCCUGAAAACAACCCCAGGAGACUGGGAGGACUGAGGGAAAGAAAACUGGAGUGUCUCGGCGGGCUGGCACUGGGUUCCAGGUGAUAGAAUCUCUACCAAACCCAGGUAGGGAGUUUGCUGCCAAAAGGCCUCUAGCUAUGCUUCGAGAUGACCCUUACAUUUCCACGUCUUCUUCAGUAACAGGUCUGGACACUCAACAAAGGCAAAAGACAAAGAGUGCAGCUGAGUGUUGUUGUUUCUGCUGGUUUCUGGUCUAGGCCUCCCAGGUGGCGACUGCCUGUUUGGGGGGCACAGAUCUCAUAUUUAUUUUAUCUGGAAUAGCUGGGGCAGUUGUAUUCAGGUGUAACUGACAGAAGAUUCUUUAGCCUGGCAAGCUGCCAACUUCUCUCUGGAUGAAAAGUGCCACAUUAGAAGUUGGGGAUCAUGCCUCAGAAAACAGAAGCGCCCACCUUCUAGACAUCAUGAGCUUUAUUUCAGGGAUUCUGUCUUCCCCUACCUCCCCUCUCCUUUCUCCCUCCUCUUUCUCUGUGUAGUCAUGAUGAGGUGGGGCAAGGAUCUUUUUUUUUUUUUUUACAUUCCUUGAAUCUCAUUUCCCUCCUGUGGAACAGGACUGGGACUUUCCAACUCUUUACCGAGGAAUUUCUAUGUCCGGAUCCAACCCAGGCUGGUUUGGCCCCGUGUCCUGUGCCCCACACCACCCAGGCAGUGGGCGCAAGCAUGGGGCUGCAUAACAAGUGUUUGUUGUGUAACAUUUGUUCCUGCGUUGCAUUUCUCA
Molecule: messenger RNA, 2243 nt
Organism: Dipodomys ordii (Ord's kangaroo rat)
Lineage: Eukaryota; Metazoa; Chordata; Mammalia; Rodentia; Heteromyidae
Gene: Ppm1h
Product: protein phosphatase, Mg2+/Mn2+ dependent, 1H
Exons: 9
Coding region: 40-1473 (477 amino acids)
Biological process (GO): protein dephosphorylation
Molecular function (GO): protein serine/threonine phosphatase activity
Source: RefSeq, a predicted model, not a curated record